Molecule: messenger RNA, 1164 nt
Organism: Knipowitschia caucasica
Lineage: Eukaryota; Metazoa; Chordata; Actinopteri; Gobiiformes; Gobiidae
Source: the annotation of a GenBank genome assembly
AUGUUCCUCUCUAUAGUGGCCUUUGUCCUAACUAAAGCUCUGCUCACAGCAGAGGUUUGCCAUGCUGUAAAUGUGACGGUGACACCGGGCCCUGUUGUCAUGGUAACGGAGAGGGACAACUUGACCCUGUCCUGCCUUGUGUCUCAGCGCAAAAGGAGCAACAGUGUCCUCAUCCUGCGCUGGUUCUUCUCCCCUCCAGUGUCCCCUCCAGUGUCCCCCACGGACUCAACCCACCAUUCUUCCCCGGAGCCAAAUCAGUUUCUCAUCGCCAAACUGGGAAUCAAGAAAAUUAAGCUCUAUGGAAACUACACGCGCAGUUUCCCCCGGCCCAAGUUUCGCUUGUUCGAGGAGCAGGAGGGCGAGGUAUUCCGCCUGUGGAUAUUGAAUGUGUCCAGGACUGACCAAGGACAGUACAGCUGCAGAGUUCAGGAGAUCCACAAACUCAGAAACACAUGGAGGGCCUCUUCUAAUGGCACAAGCAGCACACAACUUCUGGUGCAUUUUACCCCCGAAGAGAGCACAGGGGAAGGACUGGGGCAGUGGUUUGCAGAUGUGCACUUGGGGGCUGUGCUGAUCUGCUGUCUGGGCCUUUUAUCCAUUUUUCUCUUCACUGUGGUCCUCUCUUGCCAGUACUUUUACCGGAGACACAGACCCAGAAACAGCUAUCUUUUUGUCAAGUGUCCCGAAAGCAGCUCAGGCGAAACUGUGACUAGUUCCAGCAGCUCCUCCAGCUCCUCCCCAAAAGCCCAAAGAAGAGAGACCAGGCCCACGAUACCUGCCAGAACAAAAGCACCACCUAAACUUCCGCUGGAGCCUCCACCGCACUCACCACACAAGGUUUUGGGCUUGCCUCAGAGGGUGGAGGAGUCUUUUCAGUGUCAGUCACUGUUUUCCGAGAUGAAGUUUCGACCAGACGUUUACAGAAGACUCCGGCACAGCGUGAUCCGCGGAGGAUCCAUGGCCCCUGUUGCUGCAAAGAGACCCCAAAAGCCAAAAAGGUCAAAGCUUCUGCAACAAAGAGCAGCUAAUGACAAUUUGACUUAUGCAGAGCUGGAGCUGGUCCGACCAAGACCCGACCCGUCGACCGUCGCAACUGUUGAACCUGCAUCUUCCGACACAGACACUGUUUACGCUCAGAUCCUCUUCCAGGAAAAACAGGUGUAA